Messenger RNA from Episyrphus balteatus (marmalade hoverfly), 855 nucleotides. RefSeq lists its product as uncharacterized. The record is from RefSeq and is a predicted model, not a curated record. The transcript has 4 exons. Bases 144 to 755 code for a protein of 203 amino acids. NCBI's taxonomy places the organism in Eukaryota, Metazoa, Arthropoda, Insecta, Diptera, Syrphidae.
UUUAUUAAUAUACCCCACAAGUUAGUCUUUCUUAGUUCGAGGUUUUAAAAAGUAGUUAUAGUUAAGCUUUCGUUUGAUCGGCGUGAUUUUACGGUAGCGGAUGUUUUAAAUUAAAAAACUUAACUUAUAAAUUGUGUUUAAAAAUGGGUUUAAGACUUAAUGGAUGUUAUUGCGUUAGCAUCCGUACCGCUGGUUUGGUACAAGGAUGGCUGAGCAUUUUGUUUACAAUUGUAAUAAUCGGAUUCACAUUAAUACGCAUUAUUUUUUAUGACGAUGACGGCGAAAGCAUAUUAUCUCCUUCUUCUUCAUUUGACAUUUUUGUGUGGUUUGGACAUCCAACGACUUUGAAUUUUGAAAUAAUUUGUUUGAUGCUUUUCAUAUGUGAUGGUUUUUUCACGGGAAUGUUGCUUUCUGGUAUUUUGUGUAAAAAACCUAACAGAUUAUUACCUUCGUUGAUAUUCAGAGGUAUUGCACUUUUAAUACUGAUUCAAUAUGCUUUUAAAGCUUUGCAUUUUGCUGCUUACUCAAUUGGAGGAGAAAUUGUACUAAAAGCUUUGCUCCUUGCAUUUUUUACAGGAUUUUGUAUAUGGGUAUGGAUUGCUCUUUAUUCACUUUACAAAGAUAUACGCAGAAAAGUGGAUGCCAAAUUAUUGAAAAAAAUGCAAUUGCCAAGGCAAAUGCCUGUUCAAUACAUUGAAAGUCGUGAACCAACACCAUCAUAUUCGUCACCAAGUUAUCGAGUGUAUGAUUACUAAAAUCAUUUAGUAUUUUAAGAAAAUUUGUGUUUCAACUAAUUUUAAGUUUAUUUAAUUACAAAAAAGAAAAAAAGAAAUUACUUUUUACAAAAAAAAAAUU